Messenger RNA from Seminavis robusta, 1895 nucleotides. Lineage: Eukaryota; Bacillariophyta; Bacillariophyceae; Naviculales; Naviculaceae. The record is from the annotation of a GenBank genome assembly.
UUUUUCUUUGGAAGUGACCUUCCUUUCCUUGGCGUGCUGCCUUGCAUUAGGUUUCGGUAGUUUAUUCUUUUCCACUUGCUUGUUUGCAUUUGUUCGAUCUGCCAAGCUACGACCAUGAUGAUGAAGCCUACCCUUGGGACUGUUCUGCUUUCCUUUUUUCUCUGCCUAUGUUCGAGCGAUGCUUCUCGCGGUUUUCGCCCCAGGAGAAUGAGUGCAAAGGGAGGACAUCCCGCAAUCCCAUCAGCCAGUUUCCAGGGCGCAUCAGUGACUACCAGCGCCACCUCUCCAAUCGAUGCUGCUGCUGCUACCAAAAUGGGGCCAAAGUCAUUCCAGGCUCCUCCUUGGGCAGAAAUCUUGAAGAUCCCAAUCCCCGUGCCAACCCAGGAAGACUUUGAUUUGUUGCCUCCUGGCAAACGCCUUGGCAUAAUGGCUCGAUCCUCUGUGCUUCACCUGACGCUCCUAUCCUGCUUGGGACCAUUGAUUCUGAGAGGGGCCAUUCGAUCUGCCCUCAAGUCCCCGUCCUCCAUUCCAUUCACUCCAGGACUGGCGUUGCUCUGGACAUUGGAUGUGACUUCCUGGCACGCAUUCCACAAUAUGCUGAACGACUGGCAGGACUUGGACGGUGACGACAAGGCUCCAGAUAGCUUUCGAUCGGACUAUGGAUGUCACGCACUCAAGCAAGGCUUUGUUACCAAAGCUCAGUUUGCACGAUACAUGACAAUGCUAGGCUUGCCGGGGAUCAUUUUAACCAUUUACUUUGCAGUCACAAAGUCGGUGGUGGCUCCUGCCAGUCCUUGGGGGUUGGCAGCCCUCGCUUUGUACACCAUUCUCUUUAAACCAUUGGCAUUGGGAGAGGUAUUCAUCUAUCUCGUGUGGGGCCCACUCAUGGCAGGCUAUGGAGGAAUGGCGGCAGGAGUACCCAACAGCAACAAUCUAGCCGACUUGUUUACCAGUCCAGUUUCGGCGCUUUUUGGAUUGGGAGCCUUUUGUGUCAUUAUGGGCAAACAUACUGACAAAAUCAAUCGUUCCGAAAAGAAAACUUUGCCCAAACUGGUGGGAUACCCCGUGGCCCUCUUUCUCUGUGGUGCCUCCCUCCUGGCCCCUCAUGUACUGCUUUUGGCAACCCUUGUCUACGAACGAAUCCUCCACCCGGAUGCUGUUCCUACCAUUCCUCUGGGGGCUGGUUUAGCAUUCCUGACAUUGUUCCGAGAGCUACCGGCAUCACUCAAAGUAUUGAGAUUGGGACAAAUCAAGAAUAACCAGCCAACUAUUCCGGCGGGUACAAUCAUCAAAGGGACGCUGGAAGACGUGGAAAUCUACAAAAGUUGGCCUCUGUGGUUUGUCGCCUUUCUAGGGUGGCAUGCAAUUACGUUCUCCUAUCUGGUUGUGGUUGGUUCCGGAAUGGAGUGGAUGGGACGAGCCAUUCUGAAGAGAGUCAUCUCAUAGGAGAAAACGGUCAAUCCAUAUCUCCACCACAUCAGUCGUACGACACAACCCAUCUUUCACCACCACAAAGGGGUUCUACAAGAUCAAAGGCAGCACGUCAAAAAGUAAAAGAAUACUACUUAACUUAACCUUAUGUAGAGAGACAACAUUGUAUAGUCCCUUAUUGCUUCUCUGUCACCCGUAUGGGUGCGCCCCUUUUGUUUGCUCGCUCUUUUCCCCCUCUUUUGUGUUGCGGCUCCUGCUGCCUGUACGACAAAUGCCUUGCUUGCUUUCAGUACGAACAAUGCGCUAGUCGUGUCCCAGGUGGAAAGACACAGGGAGAGCACCAAUUCAGUCGCCCGCUGGUGUUGUUCGGAUUCGACCAAUUGGCUGCAUGCACAAACGAUCGAUCUCCAUUUUGACUCAACGAAUCCGCAACUGGCUUUCUCCAUAUCCAGACUCCCCCUUCU